This is a messenger RNA of Neltuma alba, 1316 nucleotides long. RefSeq names its product ABC transporter B family member 15-like. The transcript has 5 exons. Lineage: Eukaryota; Viridiplantae; Streptophyta; Magnoliopsida; Fabales; Fabaceae. The coding region runs from base 172 to 1209 and encodes 345 amino acids. Gene Ontology annotation, molecular function: ATP binding; ABC-type transporter activity. The record is from RefSeq and is a predicted model, not a curated record. Gene Ontology annotation, cellular component: membrane. Gene Ontology annotation, biological process: transmembrane transport.
UAAAUAACCAGCGCGACACUAAAAAUUUGCUUGUAGGUCACCUUGUUUGUUCAAACACACCAAGCUAUUUUCCAGAGGAAGCCUACGCAGAACUGUUGGGCGAAUCUUUAGUCACGCACUUCCUGGUUUGUUCCCAAGAACAAAUUGGUCAGUUGUUGUGGGGGGGAAAUUAUGGAGGGGGAUCAGGAAACAAGUGUGGCUGCAUCUUCAGUGGCUCCCAAGAAGAAGAAGAAUGGGUCCUUUCGAUCCAUUUUCAUGCACGCCGAUAUGUUAGAUUGGUUCCUCAUGGUCCUUGGCCUUGUUGGGUCCCUCGGCGACGGUUUCACCACUCCUCUCGUCCUUCUCAUCAGUAGCCGCUUGAUGAACAAUAUAGGCUCUGGUCCUACCAUCGAUCCGAAUGCUUUUACAAAUUCCAUUAAUAAGAAUGCGGUGGCCCUGCUAUAUUUGGCUGCUGGCUCAUUCCUCACUUGCUUCCUCGAGGGGUAUUGCUGGACCAGAACAGGGGAAAGGCAAGCUGCCAGAAUGAGAGCUAGGUAUUUGAAAGCGGUGCUCAGACAGGAUGUUGCUUACUUUGAUCUGCACGUGACGAGCACGUCGGAGGUGAUCACCAGCGUCUCCAACGACAGCCUUGUAAUUCAAGAUGCUAUUGCUGAGAAGGUGCCAAACUUCUUGAUGAACGUGUUUAUGUUCAUCGGGAGCUACGUAGCGGCUUUCGCGAUGUUAUGGAGGCUGGCUAUUGUGGGGUUCCCAUUCGUGGUGCUGCUCGUGAUCCCUGGUUUACUCUACGGAAGGACUCUAAUGGGGUUGGCGAGGAAGAUCAGAGAGGAGUAUAAUCACGCCGGUACAGUAGCCGAGCAGGCGAUAUCUUCCAUAAGAACUGUGUAUUCCUUCGUGGGAGAAAGCAAGACCAUAGCUGCUUUCUCUGAAGCUUUACAAGGAUCUGUUAAAUUGGGGCUCAAGCAGGGCUUAGCUAAGGGCUUAGCCAUCGGAAGCAACGGCAUCGUCUUCGCCAUCUGGUCCUUCAUGUCUUUUUACGGCAGCACCCUCGUCAUGUACCACGGCGCUCAAGGCGGUACCGUUUUCGCUGUCGGAGCUGCCAUUGCCGUUGGUGGCCUGUCACCAAUGACAUGGUUCAGUGAAGCUCUAUUAUUGACCUGGUUUACUUUAAUGAGAUGGGGAAGGAGUCCUAAAAGAUGUAUGAGAAAAUGAUUAACUAAUCAUUCUUUCUUUCUAGGGAAAAACAGAUGUUGAAGAUUUGUGUGUGAUGAACUCACACCAUUCACUAAUGCAAUGAUAUUUUGUUGGGUUUGGUUUUG